This is a messenger RNA of Zingiber officinale, 3431 nucleotides long. Its product is annotated as phosphoinositide phosphatase SAC2-like. Gene Ontology annotation, cellular component: intracellular membrane-bounded organelle. Lineage: Eukaryota; Viridiplantae; Streptophyta; Magnoliopsida; Zingiberales; Zingiberaceae. Gene Ontology annotation, molecular function: phosphatidylinositol-3,5-bisphosphate 5-phosphatase activity. The transcript has 16 exons. The record is from RefSeq and is a predicted model, not a curated record. Gene Ontology annotation, biological process: phosphatidylinositol dephosphorylation. Bases 494 to 3046 code for a protein of 850 amino acids.
CGACUUCCGCAUUCGGUUAGAAGAUGAGAUCUUUUUCUUGAAAUCUAUAAAAUAGGCGGAGAAGAAAUAGGCGGCCUUGUUUCGGAAUCGCUGAUUUUCCACUCGCCUUCUAUCGUUCUGUCUGUUUCCAAUUUCGUCUCCCAGUUGUUUUUUCCUUUCAUUCCUUGCAAAUUAAGCGCAUCUUUCUUGUCUUUGCAAUAAUCAAAGCCCAUAUACCCUUGAUUUUGUCUUGAUUUGCUUUAUUGGGCAUCAAAAGUAUAUCUUUCUACCUAAAGAUUGCAACUUUUCGUUGCUUAGUUUCUUGUAUUAUCGUCGCUUGUUGUUAGCUCCGGUGCCUGGAUGGAAAAGAGGAGAUUUGGUGAAGCCUGAGUUGGGGUGGGCAAGGAGGCAGGGGAAGAAAGAGAGAAACGAUGCUAUAUUUGAAGCAGCCGCGUGGGAACCUGGAGCUGCGUCGGCAGACUGCCUGAUCUCGGAACAUUUUGAUGCCCAACUGAUGUGGCCCGAGCCAGGGGCUCGGGAUCCGGAUAGAAUGGCGACGGAGGCCGGAGAGGAGGGGCGGAUCCACGACGAGCCAUCCGAUGCCGGCAGAUACCUUAAUAGUUUCGAGCUCUACGUGACUCAAUCCAAAUUUUAUAUGAUUGGAAGGAGCCAGAGCAGAAACUUCUUGAAAGUGUUAAAAAUUGACAGGUCAGAACCUUCAGAACUUAAUAUACACGAAGACUCUACCACAUAUUCAGAAGAUGAAUGUAAAGAACUGCUAAAUCGGAUACAUGAGGGAAACAAGUCCACUGGAGGGCUGAAGUUUGUAACAACUUGUUAUGGCAUUGUUGGAUUUUUCAAAUUCUUGGGGCCGUACUAUAUGCUGCUUAUCACCGAAAGAAGAGAGAUUGGAACUAUAUUUGGCCACACAAUUUAUGCUGUCGCAAAGAGCGAAAUUAUCACAAUUCCAAAUUCUACUGUCCAAUCUAAUAUGACCGUUACCAGGAAUGAAGACAGGUACAUGAAGCUCUUUCGGACAGUAGAUCUUACAAAAGAUUUCUUUUUUAGCUAUUCGUACCAUAUAAUGCAAAGCUUACAGAAAAAUAUACGCCAGAGUCAUCCAGGGCAGAUGAUAUACGAGACUAUGUUCAUAUGGAAUGAGUUCUUGACUCGCGAAAUUCAUAAUCGUGUUAAAAGUACUCUAUGGACAGUUGAUUUGGUGUAUGGUUUCUUUAAGCAGGCCAAACUUUCAAUAUAUGGAGAAGAUUUUUGGUUGACUCUAAUUGCUAGGCGCUCACGGCACUUUGCAGGGACCAGGUUUUUGAAGCGAGGUGUCAAUGAACAUGGGCAUGUAGCAAAUGAUGUUGAGACAGAACAGAUUAUCUAUAAAGACAUUCCUGGAGAAAUUCCAAAACGUGUGAGUUCUGUAGUUCAGAAUAGGGGUUCAAUACCUCUGUUUUGGUCUCAAGAAACCUCAAAACUGAACCCAAAGCCCGAUAUAAUAGUGAAAAAAGAAAAAGGUUAUCAGGCUACUCGGCUUCAUUUUGAGAAUCUCAGCAAAAGAUAUGGAAAUCCUAUUAUCAUUUUGAACUUGAUAAAGUCAGAAGAAAAGAAACCUCGGGAAUCUAUUCUACGUUCAGAAUUUUCUGAUGCAAUUGAGUUUAUCAAUAAAAGUUUACCUGAAGAAUGCAGCUUGAAGUACCUACACUGGGAUCUUCAUAAGCAUUCUCGAAGCAAAGCUAAAAAUGUGCUUAAGCUAUUGGGAAAAGUGGCAGCGCGUACCUUAAAGUUAACAGGAUUCUUUUAUUGUGAAGUAAUACCAAGUUUAAGGAAUGAAGGUGACUUGAGGUGGCCCAAGUUUGUAAUGGAUGAUGGUGGUGACCAUUCUUGUAAUAAUCAUUCUACUAGUAACAGCAGUAACACCACUGACACAGAUGAAGUUGAUAUGAUAGAAGAUGGAUCCCAAGAAGAUAAUUCUGAUAUAUUGGGAUAUGAUAUAACAAAGAUUGAGGAUCAUAGUGUUGGACAUUGCUCAGUAAAAUCACUUAGGUGUCAGAAAGGUGUCUUGAGAACAAACUGCAUUGACUGUUUAGAUCGUACAAAUGUUGCUCAAUAUGCCUAUGGGUUAGCUGCACUGGGGCAUCAACUUCAUGCAUUAAAUUUAGCCCGUUUUCCAAGCGUUCAUCUUGAUGCCACCCUGGCUGAUGAUUUGAUGACCUAUUACGAGACAAUGGGAGACACACUUUCUUUGCAAUAUGGUGGUUCUGCUGCUCACAAUAAGAUUUUCUCUGAAAGAAGAGGUCACUGGAAAGCAGCAAUCCAGUCCCAAGAGUUCUUUAGAACACUCCAAAGAUAUUACAGCAAUGCUUAUAUGGAUGUUGAAAAGCAGGCUGCAAUAGACAUAUUUCUUGGACACUUCCAACCUCAAUUGGACAAACCAGCCAUCUGGGAGUAUGGUUCCUUCCAGCAUUAUGUGGGGCAUGCCUUUGAAAAUUCGAGGUCAUUUAUUAAAAGAUCCAUAUCAGAUGGGAACAUACUCCAUGAAAGUUACGCCCCUCUAUCAAGAUCUAAGUUUAUUCACAAAGAUCUCUCAUACUCAGCAUCAUCCGGAACAUUACAUACAAAGAAUGUCAAGCAUAUGUUUGAUUCAACUUUAGCUUCGGAAAUUUCAAAAUAUGAAAUAAAUCUAACAGAAUCCAGGAACAUUCCUGUGAUGUCUGAUGGGCAGCUUUUCGAAGAUAGUGAAUCCACAUACUUGUAUAAAGAUUGGCAUUCAAAUUUUCUUAACCUUGAUUCUCUUUUAUCAUGUAGUAAUUCUGCUGAGGAAGAGAUAAAUGACAGGUCUUCGAUAACUAAUUCUCCAUUUGGGGAUCAUCGCUCUACUAAGAAUGUUCCCAAUGUGAGAACUAAGGCAACACCAGUUCUCGUGAAUAGUGGGUUUGCCAUGAAGGGAGGCAAUAUAAUCAAAAUAUCGCAGCCUUACGACAACCUUCAAGCAGCUAAGACGCCACAAACUUUGAAUAGCUUCGAGCACUGGGUUAUGAACGGAGAGACUUUAAUCCAUUGAUGCCAAUACAUUUAAUGUUGCCUGGUCGAUACUGAUCUGCUGCAAAAAAAAACAUUAUCAAUGGGAGUGAUAAAAGCAAGAUGGUAUUGCACUUGGAAUAGGUUUACAGAUACCCUCAACAUCGACCUGAAUUGGGCGAAUAAACUAUUGAUGUGUUGCUGCUAUGCUGAUAAUUUGAAGUAUAUACAUAUAUAAUUUGUUUGGGAGGCCAAUUCUGUCAUAUAAUGAUCCACUCACUGUCAGUGUAAAUAUCAAUAUAGUACCUCUUCUUCUGCUGAGCUUGACAAUUAAGCAAUAAUUUUUCUUUUCAGUGACAGUUUUGGUUGUUUAUGGCCUGUAUAUACAUGUAAAAUGAGAUAUAUGAACAUCAUGAUCUAUUAAUUUU